CGGCGCGGCGUUGAGCCCCGCCGCCCGCCACACACCCCCCGCCCCGCACCGCGCCGCGCCGCGCCGCCGGGACCCCCGCAGAGGCUUGGCCCCCAACCCGGACUCCCCUCGAGCCCAGGCGUGUGCCCACCAUGCCCGUGGUCGGUGUCCUCCUCUGGGCCACCCUACUGACUCUGGGCUGGCGGGCUGCCCACACCAAGGACCACGGCUUUGCCACUCCCAGGGUCCAGCUCUCCUUCAAAGAGCUGAAGGCAACGGGCACCGCACACUUCUUCAAUUUCCUGCUCAACUCCAGCGACUACCGCAUCCUGCUGAAGGACGAGGACCACGACCGCAUGUACGUGGGCAGCAAAGACUACGUCCUGUCGCUGGACCUCCACGACAUCAACCGCGAGCCCCUCAUCAUCCACUGGCCCGCCUCGCAGCAGAGGAUCGAGGAGUGUAUCCUGUCGGGGAAGAACAGCAACGGGGAGUGUGGCAACUUCAUCCGCCUGAUCCAGCCCUGGAACCGGACCCACCUCUACGUGUGCGGCACCGGCGCCUACAACCCCAUCUGCACCUUCGUCAACCGCGGGCGCAAAGCCCAGGGGUUUCCGCCGAGCCAGCCGGGAGGCCAGGAAAGCAGAUCCACCGACAGCCCCCUCAGUCCAAGACCAGCACAAAGCAAGGAUUAUAUAUUCUACCUGGAGCCAGACAAGCUGGAGUCGGGCAAGGGGAAAUGUUCCUAUGACCCCAAAGUAGACACUGUCUCUGCAUUAAUAAAUGAAGAGCUCUACGCUGGCGUCUACAUCGACUUCAUGGGCACGGACGCAGCCAUCUUCCGCACCAUGGGCAAGCAGACGGCCAUGAGGACAGACCAGUACAACUCACGCUGGCUCAACGACCCAGCCUUCGUCCGUGCCCAGCUCAUCCCCGACAGCAGCGAGAGGAACGAUGACAAGCUCUACUUCUUCUUCCGAGAGAAGUCAGCCGAUGCCCCACUGAGCCCUGGCGUCUAUUCCCGCAUCGGGCGCAUCUGCCUGAAUGACGAUGGGGGUCACUGCUGCCUCGUGAACAAGUGGAGCACCUUCCUGAAGGCCCGACUUGUCUGCUCUGUGCCAGGACCCGAUGGGAUCGAAACACACUUUGAUGAGCUCCAGGACGUUUUCAUCCAGCAGACUCAGGACACCAAGAACCCCGUUAUCUACGCCGUGUUCUCCUCCUCGGGGUCGGUCUUCAAGGGCUCUGCCGUCUGCGUCUACUCCAUGGCCGACAUCCGCAUGGUCUUCAACGGGCCCUUCGCACACAAGGAAGGACCCAACUACCAGUGGAUGCCCUACACGGGCAAAAUGCCCUACCCCCGGCCGGGCACCUGCCCCGGCGGGACCUUCACCCCGUCCAUGAAGUCGACCAAGGACUAUCCCGACGAGGUGAUCAACUUCAUGCGGGCGCACCCGCUGAUGUUCCACUCCGUGUACCCCACGCACCGCCGGCCGCUGCUGCUGCGCACCAACGUCAACUACCGCUUCACCACCGUGGCCGUGGACCAGGUGGACGCGGCAGACGGGCGCUAUGAGGUGCUUUUCCUGGGCACAGAUCGGGGCACUGUGCAGAAGGUCAUCGUGCUGCCCCGGGAUGACAUGGAGACGGAGGAGCUCAUGCUGGAGGAGAUAGAAGUGUUCAAGGUGCCGGCGCCCAUCAAGACAAUGACCAUCUCCUCUAAAAGGCAACAGCUGUACGUGUCCUCGGCCGUAGGCGUGACGCAUCUGGCCCUGCACCGCUGCGGGGUGUACGGGGAGGCGUGUGCCGACUGCUGCCUGGCGCGGGACCCGUACUGCGCCUGGGACGGCAGCGCCUGCACCCGCUACUCCGCCUCCUCCAAGAGGCGGAGCCGGCGGCAGGACGUCCGGCACGGCAACCCCAUCCGACAGUGCCGAGGCUACAAUGCCAACGCCAACAAGAAGGCAGUGGAGGCCGUGCAGUACGGGGUGGAGGGCAGCACGGCCUUCCUGGAGUGCCAGCCCCGCUCGCCGCAGGCCAGCGUCAAGUGGCUGCUGCAGAAAGACAACAGCGACCGGCGGAAAGAGCUGCGGGUGGAGGGCCGGGUGCUGCGGACGGAGCAGGGCUUGCUGCUGCGUGCCCUCCAGCUCAGCGACAGCGGCCUCUACUCCUGCACUGCCACCGAGAACAACUUCAAGCACACGGUGACCAAGGUGCAGCUGCGCGUCCUCAGCGGCCGCGCCAUCCACGCCGUGCUGGUCCAGGCCGAGACUCCCCCCGGCCUGCCCGCUGCCCCCACUGCCCGCUACCAGGACCUGCUGCAGCUCCUCACCCAGCCUGAAAUGGGACUCCUGGACCAGUACUGCCAGGGCUACUGGCGGCACACGGCUGCCAGCCCCCCGCAGCUGCUGGCUGGCCUCAAAGCCAAGGAGCAGCAGGACCAGAAGAAACCUCGAAACCGCCGGAAUCACCAGCCAGAGACCUACGGGCAUACAUGAAACCGUCAUCAGGGACUUUGCUAGCACAGUGGUCUAUUUUUCCCCCCUUUUAAUAUUAAAAAUAUCUAUAAAUAAAUAUAUAUAUAUAUAUAUAUAUACACACAUUGAGGCACACACACAGACACACACACAGACACACACACACACACACACACACACGCUCCCCCGCGGCGGGAGGCCAUAUUUAUUUGUGGGUUGUACAUAGUCACUGAGGUGAUGUGACCCCCCCACCUCCUGGCCCAUGGGGCAAAUGGGGAGCCCUGGGGGGGCUGCAGACAGCAUUGCUGCCUUCCCCCUUGCUGCAGGACCAUGGGAUUCUGGUGUGUGGGGGUUGCCAGGCCCCGUGGCCACCGUCUCCUCCUGGUGUGGGACACGGCACUGCACUGGGACCUGGAGGUACUGGAUCCUGGUAUGGGAGGGGGUGAUGCUAUGGGAAAGCCAGGAGAAGAUGAGGCAGGGGGAGAGGUGGUACCAAACAAGAUCUGACUCCAUAACGUGGAUAUGUCCAUGUCUGAGUUUCCACACACAGUUAUUGAGGAGCAAACGUGUUCCACAGGGAAGCUGAGAACCAGGCAAACCUGGGAGAGAGGAGCUGUGGUGCCCAGGGAUUGCUGCCCUGGCCCAUCCCCGGGGCUUGGAGGCAGGACACAGGACCCUUGAGACAGAGCCUGGGUGUCUAGGCCACACUCAGGGCUCAGUGGGGGGCUCUGGGUAGGGAAGGAGAAGGGGCUGUAUGAGGGUCAAACCUGGAGCAGCCAAAAUUCGAGGGUGCCCAUGGGUGCUGGGAGCAUGCAGCCCAUCAGCCUCCCCCUUGGGGCACCUCAGCAGGUGGAGGGUGUAAAUAGCUGUAUAUGGGGAGCACAGGGGUGAGGAGGGCUGAGCAAGUGCCCUCCACCACAGCCAGGGCACCCCAAAUAAACACUGGCUUUGGGAUGGA
Molecule: messenger RNA, 3414 nt
Organism: Colius striatus (speckled mousebird)
Lineage: Eukaryota; Metazoa; Chordata; Aves; Coliiformes; Coliidae
Product: semaphorin-3F-like
Exons: 19
Coding region: 132-2477 (781 amino acids)
Biological process (GO): positive regulation of cell migration; negative chemotaxis; negative regulation of axon extension involved in axon guidance
Molecular function (GO): semaphorin receptor binding; chemorepellent activity
Source: RefSeq, a predicted model, not a curated record